Molecule: messenger RNA, 1617 nt
Organism: Sorghum bicolor (sorghum)
Lineage: Eukaryota; Viridiplantae; Streptophyta; Magnoliopsida; Poales; Poaceae
Product: protein ACCELERATED CELL DEATH 6
Exons: 2
Coding region: 343-1488 (381 amino acids)
Cellular component (GO): plasma membrane
Molecular function (GO): protein phosphatase 1 binding; protein phosphatase regulator activity
Source: RefSeq, a predicted model, not a curated record
UAAGACAGAAAUGACUCUAAUAAAUGCAUAUAUGCAGUGCUGCAUAUGAUUUUGGGAUGGCUCAUCAAGGACGCGAAGGCUAAGGCUAGAGAAGACGGAGCGACCCAUGGGGUGUCUGAAGCCCAGUACCCUAGAACUAGAACCCCCGGGCCUGCUGGAAGCAGCAGUACUAGUACUGUGCCAGCGGCAGCUGCUGACUAUUAUUGUCUCCUGACAUAGCUGACUAGGCAGAGGGACAGUGAGCAGAAGGGGAGCACCCCUCUUCAGUUGGCCGCGUCGCUGGAAGGAUGGCCAGACGCGCGGUAUGUUUACACAUGGUUUCCACAGAUUAGGCGAGUGUCAAUGUCAGCCACAAAAGCCCUGCUAUCCGUCAACAUAUCCACGGCGUAUCAGGCGGACGACCAAGGGUCAUACCCCAUACACGUCGCUGCACAAGCAGGCAGCCUCGCCGUGGUGAAGCUGCUGCUGGAGUGGUGUCCCGACUGCGCCAACCUGCGAGAUGGCCAAGGACGGACGUUCCUCCAUGUCGCCGCCGAGAAGGAGCGCCUCGCUCUGGUCCGAUAUGUCGUCGUCUCAUCGUCUGCAGAUAUGAUUCUGAAUGCGCAAGACAGCAACGGGGACACGCCGCUGCACGCCGCUGUUCGUGCUGGCAACCUUGCCGUCUUCAGCUGCCUGUUUCGCAACCGCCAGGUGCGCUUGGAUGUGGCAAAUCAAGACGGCAUGACACCUGUCGAUCUUUCUUAUACUAGGAUCCCUCCAAGGUUUAAUUAUUCAUUGAAUCCAAGAAGCAGUGUACGCAGGAUAUUACUUGCUGCAGGAGCUCCGCACGGUGGAGCUCGGCCGGAGCUCUUCUAUGCAAGACACAUCCCCAAAAGAGAUUUAGACAUGGAAGCGAAGAAGCAUACAGAAGCAACGCAGGUGAUGAGUAUUGUCACUGCUCUUAUUGCGACUGUCACAUUCGCAUCAGCUUUCACGUUCCCUGGAGGCUAUGGACCCGACGGCCAGCCAGUGCUCGCUGGCAGCUAUGCUUUCGACGCGUUUAUCCUCGCCGACACCUUGGCAUUCAUCUGCUCCAUCUCAGCUACCUUCUCCCUUGUCUAUGUUGGGUUCCCGUCUAUGGACAUCUCCAUACGUUUCAGGUACUUGAGGCUUUCCGCCAUCUUGCUGCAGAGUGCAGCAAGGAGUUUGGUGGCCGCUUUUGGCCUCGGACUCUACCUGCUGCUAGUGGUUCACCAUACUGCUAGUGCGAUUGCUGCUUGUGCCAUUGUUUUGGCAUCUUCGCUCUAUGGGAACAUGGAAUUUUGGGGGAUCAUCCAUAUGGCGACAACGGUCCUCGCUCGGAUUGGAAUGCAACGAUAUGCGGUAGUGAGUUACGCAAGAAAGAUAUUUUUUACUGUCUUGAGACACUUCUGGUCCUACGUAAUAAUCUUCGGCCUCCCAGCAAUUCGCAAGCGGGUCAACUCUCAAGUGGACAAGGUAAUAACGUAGUACGUAGGUGCCAAGAUUCAUGAGAAGCUAUAGCUCACCACAAAUUCUAAGAUGGACCAGAGUCACCACUCCUUGCACUAGCAGCUCAUCAUGCUAUAUAUAAUUAAUCGAACAAGUAUUAAUUCUCCA